CGCACACCCAGUGCUCGCUCGGGGAGUGUUUCGUUUUUUUACUGAGUCACGGAAAAGUCGCAACCACGGUACCGCGGACGAGAAAAUUGCAAUUUUCCACCGUAUCAUGUGCAUCCAGCAGCAGAAUAGUGUAUGAAAAUCGGCCGUACCGUAGUGCAGUGUAAGGUCGGUUAGAUAAAUAUAUAUGUAUAUUAGUUAAUGAAGAGAAGAAAAAAGAACAGUUUCGCUGCGAGGAGAGAAGAAAAAACGAAGUGACGGCGUAAAGGUGACCAACUAGGCAGCCAGCUUUUGCACGGAGUGUGUCUGUGACCGAGAGAGAGAGAGAGAGAGCGAGAGAGCGAGAGAGCAGCCGUGGUUUUUUGGGUGGUAUAGCAGCACACACGGGUAAAACUGCAGAUAAUCGAUAAAUUGCUUCGUGCUUAGUGCUGGCUGCUAUUGCGGGAAGGCGAGCGUGAAAACGAGCGAGAGUUUUCAUCACGCUCACGCUCUCUCAUCGUCCGCCUAGAGAAAAAAGGGGAACGGCAGGAGAGGACGACGACGUUCGCUCAUAUCAUCCACGGGCGCGCCUACGACCAGCCAGCAAGCGGGGAGGGUGUGCGGUGCUUCCUCACAUUGCAACCCAGCAGUCCGUGCUGCUGGCCCGUCGUCUGUGUAUCGUCACCGUCGAGUCGUCGCUGUGACAUGCGUGAGCUCGCCGUGUCGUGAGACGUGUGCGUGUGAGUGAGAGCGAGCGAGCAAGAGAGAGAGAGAGAGAGAGAGAGCGUGAAAAAGAAGGAAAGCUCGUAAAAGAACGUGUGUGGGAGCGAGAGAGUGUGCGAACCACAGCAGGAAAUAACGCGCGCUUGUGUGUGUGUCUGUGCGGAAAACGGGAAAAUUUUUGCAUGAGUCCGUGACCAGCAGUCGGAAAAGCCUGGAGUUGUACUGUACGCGGACUAGCCCUUCGGUCUCCGGGACACUGUUUGUGAGUGUGUGUGUGUGUGUGCGUGUGUGAGAGAGGAGAAGGAAGAAGCGGAAAGGUGGAAAGGCGCUUUCCUGUUGCUCUCGCGUGCGGUUUGACGUGUCGAGGCAACUAGAGUCGGAUCCGUGGUAGCACCCAAUUUCCCCCAAAGGCAGUCGGGAAAGCGCUUGGGUGAGGCACCAGCCAAGGAUCAUCGACUGGCUCGAACGCUUCCCAUAGCCAGACGGUCAGACCCAGCAGCAAACGCUUCGGCGAGAGCGAGAGAGAAAGAGAGAUACAGAGAGAAGUAAACCGAACCGCGUACACCGCUAAACGAUGAACGAGCUGGAGGCGCUGCGGCAGGAGGCGGAAACGCUGAAGAAUGCGAUCCGGGACGCGCGGAAGGCGGCCUGCGACACGUCGCUCGUCCAGGCGACGAACAAUCUCGAACCGAUCGGCCGGAUACAGAUGCGCACCCGGCGCACGCUCCGGGGCCAUCUGGCGAAGAUCUACGCGAUGCACUGGGGGAGCGACUCGCGCAACCUGGUGUCGGCCUCGCAGGACGGCAAGCUGAUCGUGUGGGACUCGCACACGACCAACAAGGUGCACGCGAUCCCGCUGCGCUCCUCCUGGGUGAUGACGUGCGCGUACGCCCCGUCCGGCAACUUUGUCGCGUGCGGCGGCCUGGACAACAUCUGCUCGAUCUACAAUCUGAAGACGCGCGAGGGCAACGUGCGCGUGUCGCGGGAACUGCCCGGCCACACGGGCUACCUGUCCUGCUGCCGGUUCCUGGACGACAACCAGAUCGUGACGAGCUCGGGCGACAUGUCGUGCGGGCUGUGGGACAUCGAGACGGGCCAACAGUGCACCUCGUUCCUGGGGCACACCGGCGACGUGAUGGCGCUGUCGUUGUCGCCCCAGUGCCGGGUGUUUGUCUCCGGGGCGUGCGAUGCCUCGGCGAAGCUGUGGGACAUCCGCGAGGGCCAGUGCAAGCAGACGUUCCCGGGGCACGAGAGCGACAUCAAUGCGGUCACCUUCUUCCCGAAUGGGCACGCGUUUGCGACGGGCUCGGACGAUGCCACCUGCAGGCUGUUCGAUAUUCGGGCCGACCAGGAGCUGGCCAUGUACUCGCACGACAACAUCAUCUGCGGCAUCACGUCCGUGGCGUUCUCGAAGUCGGGCCGGCUGCUGCUGGCGGGCUACGAUGACUUCAACUGCAACGUGUGGGACACGAUGAAGGCGGAACGGGCGGGCAUACUGGCCGGGCACGACAACCGCGUGUCCUGCUUAGGUGUCACGGAGAACGGAAUGGCAGUGGCGACAGGGUCCUGGGACUCGUUCCUGCGCGUGUGGAACUAAGCGCCAAACCUGUUGCGCUGUCUCCACGGAGGUACGGUAAGAUCGGGCCAGGACAAUGUCGGACAGCAUAAAAACGCGUACAGCCAUUCAGAAAUGAGUACCGUUUAGUGGUAGUCGUAGUGCGAUUGAGUGUACGAAGUAGCUGGAGUACGAGGAAAGUAUCCGCGCUCGUCUCCCCGCAUUCUCCUUUGCAAAAAACAGAAGAACUAAUUGCAAAAAAAACAGGUCAGGUUAUUGUUUUCUCUCCACUGGCUGGAUGGUUUAUUGUGCAAGCCGAUUUAAAACGAAACAAACAAAACGAAAAAACAACAAACCUAGUGCAUAGAGAACGUUCUAACCAUUCUGCCAUUGAUUGGUUUUGCUUUCCUAUUUGUUUUUGACCAAUAUAUUUAGCAAUUUCGAAGAAAUCAACUAACAAAAACACAGAACAAAAAAAAAAGGCAUAGAUGCUUCACAUGUUUGUCUCAGCGUGUUGUACCGCAACACUCUAGCCUCUGCAGCAUCGUAGUAGGCACACGAGCACACGGUGUAUGACAGUAGGACAGUGCUUCCAAUGGCAACAGGCUGGCCCGCUACUGCUACGUAGCGUGACAGCAGCUGCCGGUGUAACGCCCGUUUCAAAGCGGACGGUGCUUUGAGAAAAAUUAUGUUUAGGUUACAGUUUCGUUUUGUAUCUUUUUGGCUGAACGGUAGUUCUAGCAACAAACUAGUUGGUCGAUGUUUCAAGCUUGUUUGUCGCCAUUUAUUAAUUAUUUUUUACAAAAUCCAAAACUUAUUUUUUUCUAAAUUUCUCACACAAACGGCAUAAGGCAUGAGAAUUGGUAUUUAUAAAAAAAAACAAAAAAAAGCUUCAUAAUUUCCGGAUUGGGGUUUAAAGAAUUACAUUUCCAAAAUUUAUAAAAAAAAAAUACAAAACACACACAAAUUGGAACCAUUCUAAUUGAUUUUCAAACGAAUUCCCCAAGUAGCACCAGUGGCACGGUGUGAGCAAUUAGUUCAGUGGGACGUCCCUCUGAUAGCGAAGUCUAGACCAACUACAAUCUCCUCUUCUUAACAAACAGAUUUUUCUACGAGCCUCCGAGCUGACCCCGGAGGCACAACCCGGUUUCUAUGCAAACUUUUUAAACUCAAAAACCAAUUUUAUACAACCAACAAAACACGACCAAAACAAAGAGCAAACUUAAGCAAACACUGAAAACCCACACCACCCACCCUGUGAACAAUCAAGCGACCAAAAGCAGAUACUAAUCACGUACACAACCAUCACCAGAGUAUCAUCCCUAAGUACACGGACACAUACAUAAGACAGUGGCUUGCAUGAAAUCAUACAGAAAAAAUAGAGCAAACGAUAACGUUAUAAGAGGGAGAGAGAAAUACAAAUACACACACACAGACAUUAACGGAGUUAACAUGGAAGGCCGUUUUGGGGGCGCCCAUAAAUUGGUUCGACUCCGCUGUGUGUGUGUGUGAGGACCGUGAUUUUUUUUUUCAUUCUCAAAUAUCUCCUCGCAAGAAACCAUUCUUUUCAUAAAAAAUACGCUCAAUUUCCGCCCAACAAACCCUAACUGUCCCUUUUCCCUGUUGCAAGAGAUGAAAGAAUCAUCCCUGGUGGCUCUAGUGGUCAUCCUUUCGUCUCACGCGUCCCAGCGUUACGUUACUUUUCCGUGACGCACCUGUAACCGCUUUCAGUAACGCAUCCCGUAACGCCACGGACUGUUAUGCUUAGUGCUGUGGUAUCGCUCCCUCGCACCGUUAGUAUGCUGCUGGCAGGCAUUUGUUGUUGCUUCAAUCGAUGGUGUGUGUGUGUGUGUGUGUGCACGAAUGGGUGAGAAGAGGUGAGAAGGAAUCGUUCCCAUUCCUAGCAAAACGCCUGUCUCGCGCCCGUUCGCACCACCAACCUUCCCAAGCUCCCUCUCCCGGUCGCGCAUUUUGACGCACAUGCGUACGAAAACGUAGUGUGAAAUGGACCGUCGGUUUUUUUGGUACGUGCACGUCUUCAAGUCGUUUUUGUUGUUGUUGUUGCGUGCGUGCGUGCGUUCGCAUGAUGGCCCUUCCCCGUGUGGAAAGGUGUACAGAGAACUUAAUUUUUGCUUCCCAAACAGUGCUGUGGUCCAAGUGUGGUUCAAGUGUGCAGUUGGUUUGGCACGCACCAUUUUUCGAUCCGCUUGGUAUACAUGGACAUCAGCCUCUCUGCCCCUCAGCCAGAAGGGGACUUAGUUUGGUACCACUGAGUUCCUGGACUCAAUCCUGGCUGAUAGCGUUAUUUUGGUAACGUACCUGGUGUGCGAGGGUUAACGAUACUGCCUUAUUCCAGAAUGUGUUACGUUUUCGGUAACGUUUGCUCUCACCUUAGUAUACAAUUAUGCAAACACCUUCCGAGUUGGUGACCGUGGUUGUACUACCUCAACUGAAGGCGUUUGACUGAACGACUUUUUAGUUUACUAACACACUAACACACACAGCCAUAUAAAGAAUAGCAUUUUUUGGAUGCGUUAGCUCUUUUGCGUUACAAUUAUGUGUCACCUAUGUUUACUGCAUUCACACAUAUAAAGAAACACACAAACACACAGACAUCCAUUUCUAGUUGUACAACAACCUAAUAUACAGAAACCGCAGUAGGUGUAAAAGAGCUGGUGAAAGAGCUGGGCGCGGCUGUCUCGCCAGGCAAUAAGGUGGGUAAUAAGGCUACAAAAGCCUGCCUUCCACCACUCCAAUGCUUUUGUGCUGUCACUGCGAUGAAGGAAUGCACCCGUUGCAUCCCGAUCGGAAGGGCUAUUAUCUCAAUCGUGCAAGUGGCCAACUCCAUCCGCCAUUCUCACUGCGAGAGGCUCACUGGGAGAAUGGUGGAACAGUUAGGAUAUUCACACACCUUCGAUUGAGAUAAAUUUCGAUUGGCGCAAGUGUGCACCUUCGUGUGGACAUCGUUGGUUAUCGUUCUGGUCUGCAGCAGUGGUGAUUGCGGUAACCGAAGCUGAAUGCUGAUGCUGCCGCCACAUGAAUAGAUCAUACUCAGAGCAAACAAGCAACCAAACAAAAACCACACUGUAGGCUCCAGUGGGGGUUGGUUUUGUUUUUUUGAGUGGACGAACGAUCAAACCGAUGAUGAAGCGGUGGUAGUAGACAUGGAAAAGGGGGUAUAGGGGUGUAAGGUACCGAUCCACCCAUCCUGCCUAUUCCAUCCUGCCCACAAAUACAAGGCCUGUUUGUGGGAGGGUCUAGUGUUGGAUAGAAGCAGCCGCAGCGAGACAGCAAAGAAGAGGAGAAGCAGGAUCAACAGUAGCGAUAUAUAUGUUGUAUUAUGUGUACCGAUUACCGAUGUAUCGAUAUACGUGUUUUUUAUGUUGUUUUUUUCGUACUAUAUACUAAGACGUACAACUAUGCAGGGAGGUAGAAAGAUGGAAAGAAUGAGAGCGAGAGAACGAAGAGAGGGAAAAAAACUAAAUGUGGAAAAUUAGCGGAACCAAUAGCGUAAUAUGCAUAAAAUCUCAAACCCCCCCAAAGCAAUCAUAACGAAGAAGAAGAAGAAGAAAGAGAAAGAGAAGAACAAGAAAAAGAAGAAGAAAGCUAAGAAACUGAAAACAAAACGUACAACAAAAUAACAAACAAACUAAAAAGCCACAAAAACGAGAAACGAACGAAACAAGCACACAAAGAACAGAAGUGCAGAAACAAAAACGGAAGAAGCAAACAAAUGCCAUUCUCGAAGCCGUACAAUUAUGCCAUUGUUAGAUUAAUGUAUGUGUGCAUCGUUUGCCUUGUUAAGUUUACAUCUGCUGUUUGGCAGCGGAUGCGCGCUACUCAAAGUAUUAUUCGUAUUUAGUAUUGUAUUGAGCGUUUUUAGUACAACCGGUUUUGCUCCUCGAGUUUUAGUACAUUAAGCUAUUAACGAUCAUUUCUUAUUGUUCAUAACACAUCUUUGUCUUACUUAAUUCACUUCGGUAGUGUUAUGUUAGUAGUAGCAAACAUGGAACAAUUAAUCGAAAUUUCCAAAACAAAAAUACCAUUUUCCAUUUUUGAAAGUUGAAAAAACCCAAUCGGCCAACAGUUGAAAUUGUUAGAGCAUUACUUUGUUUCAUUUACUAAGCCCGUUUUAGGUUGUUAUUUGUGAUCGCGUUCUACCUUUCCUUUCGGCUGUGAAACCAUUACGUACGAGAAGUAUAUUAGUAUGUGGAAGUAUGUUCGUACUUGUGCUAGGGGCACUCUAGCACAGACGAUCCAAAAAUUCCCUCAAUAUUUCCUACACCUUCAUCCCUUCUCACCUCCCCCCCCCUCUCCCCCCACUCCAUAAGUGUUCCGAGUUUAUUGUUGUUUCGUUGUCGUUUUUUGCUGGCACACCUUCAUCGCAACAAAAGCGAAACCGAUGCAGCAGAAUGACCGGCCGUGUACCGUCUGGCUAAGAGGCUCAGUUACAGUUCGGUAGUCGGUCGGUCCUAUCCUGCUGCUUGGCAAAAUAAAAUAAAAAAGAGAAAAAAGAGAGAAAAUCUCCGCCCCUGCCUUCGGCCCAGCACCUCAUCACACCUUUUAUCGCUUGAAUAUACAAACUAAGGGGCUCAUUUUCAAUCGAUGAAAGGGAAAGGGCCAAAGUAAAUGCAGGCAGCAGAAGAAAAGAGAGAGAGACAAAAAACUCAAAAAUCAGAGAUGAUUCGAAUGCAAUCCAGUGUGUGUAAAAUCGAUAGGCUCACGUAAUUUAUAUCACUCGAUUGCAGCACAUCGCAAUGAAACAGACCGACAGGAGGACUUUGGCCCUUUGUGUGCUUAGGCUGCAGGCAGGAGACAUGGGAUUUUCACCUCGUAGUAACGGCACAACGUUAGUUGUGUUCGAACAACAAAUUUGUCUCGAUGUGCUUUGUAAAGGGUUUUUGUUUUGUUUCUGUUACAAUAUUGUGUUGGUUUUGCCCAUGUUCCCCUAAAAUGGUGGCGGGAAGGGGCAGGCUCAACGAAUAUACCUCCCCCUUAUACACGAAAAGAAGGAACGUAAGAAAAGCGGGGAAAGUAAAAACAAAUUGUUGUCGUUGCUUAUUUGUUCAUUCCGACGGUGCAUAUGGUUUUGGACGAAGUUUUUUGUGUCAAUGGAGAAGAAAAUGUGCAAGCGUGUAACUCCCACAAAAACUACACUGUGCGCACUACGAAACGGCAAUCUCCGCUCUGAGGCGGUAGAACAUGGAGAAGCAAGAACAAACAAAAAAAAAAAUCAUUCAAUACUACAGAUACACAAAACAUAACCAGCCACGCCACAAAAUAACAGCAAUGAGAAAUGAGAAAACCCUUUGGCUUGAAAUGUGAACUUCCAUCUCAAAAGAGAUACAGUAACGUCGCACAAAAGUGCACUCAAAACAGAUAUACAUCCCCCCAUUGCAUCGCACUUAUCCCAACAACACAUACACAAAUUCAUUUCUAAUCAAACCAAAUGAAAGAAAGAAAGUGAAACAAACAAACAAACGCCAUACACUGCCUAAUUUCACAUAGUCUCAAUGUAAUAAAUGCAAAUAUAAAACGAAAAUAUCAUGCAAAGAGAGAAAGAGAGAGCGAAAGAGAGGAAAAGAUAAACAAGAAUCACAUUUUGGUGCAUCUCCAACAAAAAAAGACGGAAGAAAACGGCAUGUGCAAACUACUUGUACUAAAUGUGUGACAACUAGAAUAUUCAAGUAGUAGAAAUGAUGAAAAAAAACAUAAACAAGCAAAAAAGAACCAAAAAGGCGAGCAGCAACAAGAUCUAAGCAGCACGCUCUACAGAUGUGACAAAAUAAAAGCAAAUGUAAGUCGCACAAUGCAUCCUCUACUAUCGUGCACAAUACAACAAAAAGAGACAGAGGAAGACAGAGAGCACAAAAGCAGUCGAAGUCGCACAUGAACCAAUGGGAUUCGUUCUGUGUAACGUAACGAUUCCGGUGCAUUUUACGUUACUUUCCCUCCUUUGAUUUUGAUUUCUGAACAUUUGUAAUGGCUAACUAGCUCUAACAUGCUGGGGUUACGCUGUUAGUGUCUAUUAGCGUUACGUACCGCGUGCAGAGCGUUACCGGCGUCACCAUGCAGCGUUACAUCAGUUGCAUGGUUGCGUUAGUUUCUCCGUCGCGCGCUGGCGCUCGAAAGAUUGUUUGCUGGUAAAAGCAGUGCCAGGGAAUAGCCCGUGGAACUCUCUCCCACUCUCCAUGGUGAAGAGACUUCCGGUGCUGCCGCCACGUUCGCAUUCGCACCAACGGAUAAUGGCUCCGACGGGUGACGGGUCACGAGGGCGAUGCCGCCCCUUCUACCGUGUCCUGCUGCGCGGGCACGUUUGGGCUAGUUGCAUCUAGGGGCUUAUGCUGGUCUUUCCGAAGGCUGACCCGGCUGGGCCGUGGCGCGGUUCGGGUAGCUUCCGGAGAGAUUGGUUUUUUAGUAUGCAGCGGAACGGCGUCCACGGUGGGCACGGGCACGGUAGAACAGUGGCGGGAAGGACUCGUGCUCGUGAGGUCACCUUUCGACAUCCGGUGCGCCAAAUGCGCGAAAUGCUGGCAACCGCACCAACAAUCUAUUGACUCGACCAGUGACGGUGACGGUUGACGUUGAAACAGAAGGCGUCAAUAAGAGAAACACACACAUACAAACACUAAUCAAACUACCGAUUACCGGAAACAGGCUACCGGAAUUGCUAGAAAAGGGAAAACAGAGGAACGCACGCACAAAAAGAGAGGAACGCACUGCCCGUACAUGUGUAUAUGUUUUCUGCGUUGCGUGGUGCGGGUGUACGUAACGCCAUCGCCCGACUUCCCCCUUUGGUGGAGCGGUUUCUGCUUCCUUUCAACGUUUACCGUUUUGCGUUACCGUUUUGCUGAUGCCCCCAUCAUUCCCCUCCACGAUGGAACGGUGGAAUCAUAUCGAAAGAGAACACAAACAACCAAACAAAAAAGUCGAAAAACAGACAGAUUUGCACGCACAAUAUGAUGCAAGAAUGAUGAAAUUUCAAUUUUAUGCUUUUAAAAAAACAGAAGAAGUAUACAAAAGGGUACGACCACAUCGGGAAGAAUAGACAUUGUUUCGCUAAAAAGUAGCGAAAAAAAAGGAGAAAGAAACAAUGGAUACUUAAUGAAGAUCACAUCCAGGUUUACCCAAACGGCACAGCAUAUGGAACCACAAAUAACCACAUAAAGUGCGUUUAGGAAAAAAUCAAACCAAACCAAAACAAAAAGAAACUCUGUAGCAAAGAAUCAGAUAAAAGACCGAUACCCUGCUAAGCGUUGAAGUGCAUGAUUUGAAGCGUGUGCAGGACGUUGUGCACUCACUGUUUAGCACAGUUUAGUGCUAGAAAUGCACACAAAACAACAGGAAAACACACAAACACAAAUGUGUAGCAGGAACGGAAACCAAUACCAAAAUUCGGCGGGUGGA
This is a messenger RNA of Anopheles gambiae (African malaria mosquito), 9661 nucleotides long. Its product is annotated as guanine nucleotide-binding protein subunit beta-1. Gene Ontology annotation, biological process: G protein-coupled receptor signaling pathway. The coding region runs from base 1274 to 2296 and encodes 340 amino acids. NCBI's taxonomy places the organism in Eukaryota, Metazoa, Arthropoda, Insecta, Diptera, Culicidae. Gene Ontology annotation, molecular function: signaling receptor complex adaptor activity; protein binding. The transcript has 2 exons. Gene Ontology annotation, cellular component: heterotrimeric G-protein complex; cytoplasm. The record is from RefSeq and is a predicted model, not a curated record.